GGCCCCGCCUCUUACGCGUCCCGCGGCCACUGUGACCGCGAUUCCCGUGGUGUAGCUAGUGUCCGGCCCCGUUCCCUAGGGCGGCAUCCACCUCCUGGCUAGGGAAGCGUCAUCACCCGCCAGCUUCGGGUGUUCUCCCUGUUCCCGCGAGGCUCCGCCCUGCUGAGCACCGCCCGCGCGGCCCCGAGGGCGUUUCAGCCCCACGAGCUCCUUAUCCCCGCAGAAACCAUGAUUCGGAAACGGAGAUCGCCGCCGCUGGCCGCGGGGCCGGCUAAGCCCGCGGACUCAUGAUCGAGGACCCCGACCCGGGCCCUGACUCGGGGCCCGAGGGGAGGAUGCUCAGCUCGCCCGACGAGCUGGAGUUCUCCCCGAACUCAAGCCAACAUGAACUCUCGGAGCUGUCGGCCCUGGAGCUCUCCGAAGAGGUGGGCCCCAAGGACAAGAGCCUGCUCUGCUUGCCGGAGAAGAGCGGCUACCGGGACACCGUGUACGUCAAGGCGGCCCACAUCUUCCAGGGCAUCCGCCUCGACAAGGCCCCGGACAAGGUGGUGCUCCGCUACGGGGAAGAGCCGCCCAUAGACCUGCCCGACUUCGAGGACGAGACGAACCUCCGUCUGUCUUACGAGCUUGCCUUCAGCGCCCUGAAGUAUCAAGAUAUUUUGGAAAAUAUAUUAAUAGACAGCUGUUUUUAUCCAAAUGUAUCAAUACCAGAUGCUUUGACAAGCCUUGUUGUUGUGAUGCUGUAUGACUUCCAAGACAGAAAGUUUCAAAGUCGACUUAUUACAGAUGUGGAACAGUCAAUUUCAGAAGUUCAGGAAGUAGAGAAUCUUCUUAACAGUUUUAAAACAAAAUUGGCUGCAGCACUGGCAAGAUGUCGAAUUAAACAUGAUGCUCUUUCAAUUUACCACAUUCUACCAGAAACUGUUAGAAAACAGGAACAAAGAGCUUCAACUUUGCCACUUUAUGCUUGGGUAAAUACUUGCAAAAUCAGCCCUGAAGGUAUCUGCGAUGAUUUGAAAAAAGAAGGAUACACCAAAGUCAAAUCUGCACUUGACUUUGAUUGUAAAUCUUUUUGUAUGGACCAACAUUGCAGUGAUGUUAUAAUUUUCCCAUCUCAUCUGAAAAGUGAACUUCUUAAUAUAGAGCUUUGCACAGGUUAUAAACUUUUGUUUCAGGAUAAAUCUCGGAGUCUUGCUGUCCAUUCUGUAAAGACCCUGCUGAAUAUGGAUGAUGACAUAUUACUGGUCAACAUGGGUUCCUGGUAUACUGUUGCUCAUAUGUCAACACUGACAAAUCAGAAUACCUCAAAAAUAUAUGUGUGUGGAGUAAAAGCACAAACUAAGGAAUCUGAACUGCAGGAUCUUUUUUCAAAUAUGGGAUGUAGAAACAUUGAGGUGUUAAAUGAAAAUUUUACAGACAUAGAAGCAAAAGAUCAAAGAUUACAGAAAGUUAAAGUUAUUCUUCUACUACCUCGCUGUUCUGGAUUGGGUGUUAGCAAUCCAAUAGAAUUUAUUUUAAAUGAGAAUGAAGAUGCAGAUUUGCUUAAAGAUCACUCUCAAGGCGCUAUUGCAAAAGAUAAACUUCAUGUUCUUGCUGAACAGCAAUAUGAACAACUGAAACAUGCAAUGCAGUUUAGUAAAGCACAAGCAAUUGUUUACUGCACAUGUUCAGUUUAUCCAGAAGAAAAUGAAGUUGUCGUUAAAAAAGCACUGGAACUUGGAGUCGAAGGGAAUAAAGUACAACCUUAUAGGCUCAGUCCUCCUGUACUUCCACUAUGUUCUGCAAAAGAAAUCCAUUCAUCUAUUGAUAAAUUUUUCAAAGUAGAACCAUCUGAAAUUACCAAUGGUUGUUUCCUUGCUGUCCUAACAAGAGAGCGGGACCCUUCUGAGACAGUGUCUGUCAAAGACGUUUUGGCCCGUGCUGCAGCAAAGGGAUUGCUAGAUGGUAUUGAGUUAGCCAAAACAUCGAAAAGGGAGAAAAAGAAAAAGAAAUCUAAAACAUCACUGGUAAAACCUUCUACUAAUGAGGGCAUGAGCACACAAAUAAAAAUUGCAGAGUUCCUGAGCCGAGAAAUGAAACCACACGCUAAGAUUAGUUCAGAGACGCUAACAGCCAAAGUACCUGCUUCACAGAAAAGCACAGCCCCGUCAAGUUCUCCCCCGCAGAAAAAGCUGGUCAAGAUGCCGCCUAACGCCUUGGUGCCUUCCCUUAUGAAGAACUUGCCUUCCACAUCCAAGGGAUUCGAGAGGCAGAUGAUCACCGUGAGGCCGCGCCCAGAGGACAAAAUGGUGGCCCUGAAACCCGUAGAGAUUGUUUUGCCUCCGGUGAUGGUGACGUACUCUGGUGCCCAAGCCAACAAAAGCCAGAUUCCAGCACCACAGUUCUAUUACCGCUGGAUUGGAGGCAAGACUGGCAGCUUAGGGGCACCUUCAACAUCCAAAAAAACAGAAAAACCUAAAGAAAACUUACCUUCCAGUGCAGUGAGGCACCCUCAACCAUGGCUUUGAUCAUCACCUGUUAUUUUCCAGGGGUCAAAGGGCAGAGUAUUUUUCUACCAUAUUUGACCCUUCUCUAAAGGUUAAAUAUCCUAGCAUAGAUAUUUAUCCUUUAGGUCCUCAAGCCUCUACUGUGAAUCUAAAUGGGACACUACAUUCAGAGAAUUAAGAUAAGUGACAAUAAUGUAGUCCAGAAAACUAAGCAAAGCAGAGUUCACCAAACUGGAUAGCUUGGUGCUUUCCCUGUUUAGAAUGCAACAGUUGUAGAUUCACUAUCAGUUGUUAGACUUUUAUUACUUGGUCGAUAGGACAUCAGAGUUUUAAAAGAAAAGUGGUAGCGUCUUACCUAAAGAUAGAUCUUUAUCUUAUCCACCCGGUUUAUUUAAGAACUUAACUUUUAAGAAGACAGCUAUAGGAACAUAGUUGAGAAAAGAUGCUGGCCUUGUCAGAUGGAGUUUAUAUUCUUAUUUCAGCACGCAUCUUGUUGUAACUAAUUAACAUUGUAAGACAGCCUGUCCAUUCAGCCUUUAAGCUGAACUUUUAGUAUACAGAAGUUAGGGAGACUGCUUUAUACUGAUAUUGAGACUGAUUACAAGUAGGAAAACAGGAGGUUCUAAGGACCCCAUGGGCUGUACAGAACAGUUGUUCUUUUAUCUAGUGACAAUACCUCUCCGAGGGUGAGCUUUCCAGGGUCCUGAGCAGGAGAAGUGAGCACAGCUAUUUUUUGACCACUUAAGUCAAGUGCUUUUUAAAAUAAUGACUGAAAGCAAGUUUGCUCCCGAGUAUUAUCAAUUCUAAGAAGAUGUAAAAAUCGUUGGAUCCAAGUAACACCAGUGGUUGAAGAAACCCUAAAGAUUUCUAGUUCCACUUAAAACAUCAGGUGAAGUGUGAAAAGCUACAAGUCAUUUCAAAUUGAAAACAGUAAUCAAACUUUGGCAAAUCAUUUCUGUUGCACAAUCUGCUAAAAUAUAUUAGCAUUUUGUUAAUUAUAUUAAAUACCAAUUCAUCUUCUAAGUAUUAUCAACUGCCUACUAAGAAUUAGUUUGAUUGUCAUUUCUGGGUCUACUGAUCUUUUUUCAUCAUGGCAACAGAAAUUAUUUGACAGUAAGUAGAACUAGUUACAACUUUAGUGUCUUUUUAAAAUACUGUUCAAAAAAGUUUCAUAAAGUUUGAAUUUAAAUGA
This is a messenger RNA of Sarcophilus harrisii (Tasmanian devil), 3678 nucleotides long. It is a transcript of the gene NSUN7, whose product is annotated as NOP2/Sun RNA methyltransferase family member 7. The transcript has 12 exons. NCBI's taxonomy places the organism in Eukaryota, Metazoa, Chordata, Mammalia, Dasyuromorphia, Dasyuridae. The coding region runs from base 288 to 2507 and encodes 739 amino acids. The record is from RefSeq and is a predicted model, not a curated record. Gene Ontology annotation, molecular function: methyltransferase activity.